Molecule: messenger RNA, 984 nt
Organism: Geodia barretti
Lineage: Eukaryota; Metazoa; Porifera; Demospongiae; Tetractinellida; Geodiidae
Source: the annotation of a GenBank genome assembly
AUGACCAGCUUUCCAGAUAUGCGGCUGCGGCGGGUAAGGGAACUGGAACCGGUGCGCUCCCUGAUUCGGGAGACCCAGCUUAGCGCGUCCAACUUUAUCUACCCCCUGUUUGUGACCCACGGUGAGGGCGUAAAGCAGCCUAUCGAACCCAUGCCGGGCAACUUCCAGCUAUCCCUGGAUAUGCUGGAAGAGGAGAUUUCCGAGGUGGUGGACUUGGGCAUUCCCGCUGUUCUCCUGUUCGGCCUGCCUGAAGAGAAGGACCCCGUGGGCAGUGGCGCCUACGACCCCGAAGGCAUCAUCCAGGAAGCCAUUCGGGUCAUCAAGCAGACUGCCCCGAACCUGAUGGUCGUUGGUGAUGUAUGCCUGUGCGAAUACACCGACCAUGGCCACUGCGGCGUCAUAGAGAACCAGCGAAUAGACAAUGACCAAACCCUGGAACUGCUGGCCCGAACUGCCCUCGCCCAGGUCCAGGCCGGCGCCGAUAUGGUGGCUCCCUCAGCAAUGAUGGACGGCCAGGUACGCGCCAUCCGCGAAACCCUGGACGCCAAUGGCGAGGAAACCGUGCCGGUAAUGGGUUACGCCGCCAAGUACGCUUCCGCCUUUUACGGGCCCUUCCGCGUCGCUGCCGACUCUACUCCCCAGUUCGGCGACCGGCGCAGCUACCAGAUGGACCCGGCAAACCGGCGCAUGGCCAUGCGGGAAAUUGAAAGCGAUAUCGCCGAGGGCGCCGACAUAGUGAUGGUAAAACCCGCUCUGGCCUACCUGGACGUAAUCAAGACGGCACGAGACCGGUUCGAUCAUCCCAUGGCCGCCUACAACGUGAGCGGCGAGUUCUCCAUGGUCAAAGGGGCGGCAAGGCAGGGCUGGAUCGACGAAAAAAUGGUGACGCUUGAACUGCUCACCGCCAUCCGCCGGGCCGGCGCCGACAUUAUAAUCAGCUACCACGCCAAAGAGGUUGCCCGCUGGCUUAGGGGAGAUGAGUAG